AUGGUCUUAGCGAAGAGUUCAUUUCUGAUCGUGAUAGUCGGUUCACGAUGCGAUGACGCACCUGCCCCUUGCCGCCGGCGGUGCCAAAGGCCAAAGGGAUUGAAGCAGGAGGAGCAGCCUGCUCGCGAGGUUCCGCGAGGCCGGCGCUUCAGCGCUGCUGACCAGAAAGCAAAGCAGCAGGAUGCGCCGGUACUCGAAGAAGCUCUGAAUUGCGCUGCGGAACGUGGAUUCAGGCUUCGUGGGGGCAAGUACGGAGGGAAUGUCAGAUACUAUUGCGAGCGCCACGGCCCUACAAAGGGUUGUUUCCAGAUCGACAAGGACCGUGCAGCAUGGGUUCAGGGGCGCGAGAAGACGGGAAGGAAGGCGAACCCUGCCUGUCCUGAACGCGAGCAGCAUCUGAAGGGGUCCGGAUCACCUGCUGCACGUCGGUCAGGGACAGCAACAGCAGAGUCCGUGUGCGCUGACCGCGGCGCCCGCCACAGCCCCCCCACAACCGCCCCCCCUGCGGCCGCCAGCGACUCUGAGUCGGACUGCGGUCUUGGCGCAGCCUGCCAUCAGCACGCUGCCAGUGACGAGGCGCAGCCCGGGCAGCCUCCCGUCCACCGCGCAGAGGGCCUGUGCGCGCUUUCAAGCGGGAGCGCCAGGUUUGGGGUUCAGCCCACUGUCAUGAAGAGCGUGCUGGUGAGGAGCGCAUUCCAAGGAUCUCCGACCUACGAGUGCGGGUCGGAGAAGGUCUUUUACUCCUCAGCACCAAAGAGCAGGGCGCUGAUAGCGACACAACUGAAAAUCGGGGGCGUGGAAAGCAACCCGGGGCCAACACAGGAUCCCGACGCCCCGAGCAGCUCGUCCGGACGGCCCCCGAUUCCGAUUACGACUGCGGAGGAGGUCCAGGAGAGCGUCAGGCCGAAGCCAAUCAGCACCGAGGCAUUUGAUGCGUGGCGAGCAAGCCGACCAAAUCCAAACUGGGUGGCAGAGGCGAUGGCACUCUACUCAAUACAAGCGGGUCAACCGCAGGGUCAAGAGCCGCCCAGUGAGCCAAGCGCCGCCGGGGAGGAGACGGGCCCCUCCUCCAGCAACCCGCAUUCUGCCAGCCAACCUCGCUCCGCUGCUGCAGAGCCGGCACCUACGGACCCGCGCCCCUCCUCCCACCCCCCGGAUCCUACUAGCCAACCUCGCUCCACCCCUACACAGCCAGCACCUACGGAGGUCGCACGUCGGAAGAGGACCGCCUCGAGCAGGGAGAGCUCCCCGGCGCCCACCGGUACUCGGAUGCGGACCGGAAGCCCGGACGAAGCGGAGGCUGCGGCGAUGUCUGACGAAGAGGCCGGCUCCGUCGACAUCGAAGAAACGUCAGACGAGACCGAGUCCGACGAAGAGCCCACAUCCGAGGAUGACCGGGGCGUCGACGACUCGGUGCUGCCGGACGCUGAAACACGGGAUUUGUACCGGCGGAUGGAGAUGGAGGAAGCGGAAGCUCGGUUCGCGGAGGACGAGACCCCGGACGAUGCGCUGGCGCCCAUGCGGAUGGAGAUGCAGUGGAGGCGGGCCCGGGAUGAAGCGCCACAGACCUCUGUAUUCUCAAUGGCGCACGAGGAUCUUGUGGCAGUGCCUGAGCCAGCGGUGCAUUCUGACCCGCUGACUGGCAACGAGGUCUUUAAGAAGGACGGGUUUCGGGUGCUGCGUGUGCGGGAGCACGAGACCAACUGCUUCCAUCAGACGGGGGCCAACCCAACGGGCCGCCUUCCCGGCCCAAAGUUCUUCAUGCAGCAGGAGGCGGCGCUCCUAAACCACGAGGCGCAGGUGGUCCUGCACAAGUGGUCCGGAAAGGUCGAGAAAUUGGUGAGGGUCCCGUGGCGCAGCUUCGCUUCGUACCCCGACUGGGAGACGGCGCGGUCGCAUCUCGAGGGGCGGCACGGGUCAGUGACGGAGAUCAUCCAGAACGGAAAACCCUGCAAGCCCUACCUUGACCUCGAUGGCAAGGACGGGCUCCCCUUCAAGCGCAAGCCGGUGACCGGGGCGGAUGGGGAGGUUGUGGAGGCUGGGGAGAGGUACGGGGGGGAGGAGGUGAUCAAGAUCGUGGAGGAGUGGGCCGUUACUGUGUUUAAGGAACAGUACGACCAUGAGCUGCAGCCGAGCAGCUUCGUCUGGAUCGAGAGCCCCUGCCAGACCAAGUUCAGCCUCCACCUCACGAUCAAUCAGCUGUCCCCCCGUCAGCUCGUCUUUGGCUCCAACACCGAGGGGGCUCUCCACUUUGCGAGGCGCCUCAAGAAGAGGUUGCUCCCGUGGCAUCCUGCGGUCGCGAAUCUCAUCGACCUGAACGUGUACACGAAGGACCGCGAGUGGCGGACGCUGGGGAGCGCCAAGAUCGAGAAGCCGGAGAGCGUCUUGUCGUGCAUCAAUCCGGCCCAUUCCUGGAAGGAUGCUCUGGUGACCUGGCUGGAGCCCCUCGAGGCUCGUGAGGAGGUCAAGCUGCCAUUCGAAGUACCCAAAAGGCUCCACGAGAGGUUCCAAAACCCUCGAGUGAUGUCUGAACGGGGCACGGAGCGCAGCUCACAGAACGACGAGUUUGUCAAGGCGCGCAUGCUGACGCUGCUCAGAGAGCGCUUGCACCCUAGCGCCUAUGAGGAGGGCCUCGAUCGCUACAACUACAGAGAUCGGGCAGAGCCGUGCUACACGGGUCGGAUCCACGAGAACCGUCAGAAUCUAACCUGCCACCUCAACCCAAACGGCAAGAUCUAUGCUCUUUGUUUCAGCCAAAAUACCGAGGGCGGGGACUCGGACGUUCCCUGUGUCAAAAGGGCGUUCUGCCUUGGGGACCUGUUCGAGGACAACAUCUCGUACGAGACUGGCGCGGUCAAGGUAGACAUGGAGCACCUGACGCGGGCCCCCGAUGCGUCGACCCCUGAGCUCGUGGCUGAAGUAGGGGCGGGUAUGAGGAUGCCGAGCGACCUGAUGAAGCUGAACACGGUCGCCAACGAGUAA
Klebsormidium nitens is the source of this 2982-nucleotide messenger RNA. Lineage: Eukaryota; Viridiplantae; Streptophyta; Klebsormidiophyceae; Klebsormidiales; Klebsormidiaceae. The record is from the annotation of a GenBank genome assembly.